This is a messenger RNA of Mobula hypostoma (lesser devil ray), 3244 nucleotides long. It is a transcript of the gene tm2d1, whose product is annotated as TM2 domain containing 1. Bases 94 to 678 code for a protein of 194 amino acids. The record is from RefSeq and is a predicted model, not a curated record. The transcript has 7 exons. Lineage: Eukaryota; Metazoa; Chordata; Chondrichthyes; Myliobatiformes; Myliobatidae.
CCGAUUCUGCAGUUUAGUUCGAUAACCUUCCGAACCGAAGUGUGUUCUGGGAGUAAAUCUCUAACGCGCUUCCGUCUUGGUGGUCAUGUGAUUAUGUUCAAGAUGGCGUUGCCCAGGGAGCGGUGGUCGCUGUGGCUGUCGACUGCCUUCCUGUGUCCUUAUUUGUUAAAUGUUCUUUCUGUUGAUGUCGAAAAAUGCGAGGAACUGCGACUUGGGCAAUAUAUCUGUGAUGCUCCCAAGAUAAGUGAUAUAACACAAGAGCCAGAAAACUGCACAAAUAAUACUACCUUUGUUCCUUGUAUGCCAGCACCUAACAUCACCUGCAGAAAUUAUAGUGGCAUUGUGAGCACUUUCAGUGGAAAGGAAAUUGGUUUCUAUAAGCCUUUUCCAUGUCGUAAUGUGACUGGUUAUUCUUAUAAGGUGGCAGUGGCUCUUUCCUUAUUUCUUGGAUGGCUGGGAGCAGACAGAUUCUACUUGGGGUAUCCAGCUUUGGGUUUGUUGAAAUUUUGUACAGUUGGAUUUUGUGGAAUUGGCAGCCUCAUUGACUUUGUUCUCAUUUCUGUUCAGAUUGUUGGACCUGCAGAUGGCUCGAAUUACAUUAUAGAUUACUAUGGAGCAAGACUUACCAGAUUAUCAAUAGACAAUGAUACGUAUAGAAAGAGACAAACAGAUAUGUGAUCCUGACUGAUUUAGUUCUGAUAUCAGGACCAUGUGCACCUGCAUCAUGAUACCGGCUCAGAGGCAGACAGUUCCAUGGAGUUUCCAUUUGUGAGACAGACUACUGUGGAAGCAUGUCCACCAGUGACCUUGCCAGAGGGAGAGACGCUGGCAGAGGGGUCGAGGUCCCCUGAGGAGGAUGGACAUUCUCACGCAGACUCACAGACCCCUCUCAUGCCCCCAAAACCAGACCCACCCAAAACACCCUCACCAGCUGUGCCUGCUGGGUCACUGGGGAUAGUGCACAGAACACAGCGCACUCGUAAACCUCCUGACAGGCUGAAUCUUUGAUAGGACAGUUUUUUUUGGUUGUUAGAUUGAAUGUUGAAUCUGUCACGUUUUCCAGAUGUUUUGUAUUGGUAAACUGUUGCUGAGAUACUAGUGUAAGUUUUCAGGGAUGCACAAGUUAAUAACACCACUGUUUUUAUUUCCUAGUCUUUUACAUUUGGGGAAUGUUGGAUUUUAAAGGGGGAGAACUGUUGUAAUGUGAGCAUUAUUAAAAGUAAGUUAAUACUAAAUUACGAUAAUGGGGGAGUGGGGUACUUCCGUUCUUUUUACUUCCGGUGUGCACUGUAUCUAGUUUCUCUGCCAUGCUGUACGAGUGAGUGAAAGCCUCUGUAUAUGUAUAUCAGUUUUGCCAUUCUGGAUGAAGUCGUUCUUUUGGGCAUGAAAUUGUCAAGUGGUCCUUUCCAAAGUAGAAGUUACCACAGUGUCAGAAACAUCAACCUAGUUCAAAGCUAUUCUUCAGAGGAACAGAUCUAUCUGGUCUGACCUAUGUGACUUGGGUUCACCCCGUCAGCUCUUACAGAUACCUUCAAGCCUUCUCGUCACCAUCUUCUCAAGUAACAAUUAGGGAGGCAUAAUAGUGCCCCCAGCAAUGUUCCCAAUCCAGAAGAACAAAUGAAUAGAAAAGAAUAUGUGGAACACAUCUGUGCUGGUAGCAACAUACAGCACUUCUUAGUACUCAUGCCUGUCAGAAAACUGGAAAGAAUAAUUUGUUACAUCACACCUAAUCUAAUCAUUUCUAAAGUUCAUUCAAAACCACCCAUUAACUCAUUUGUAAACAGACAAUUCUAAAUAGCCUAUUAAAUUAUGAACUGAAAAGGAAGUAUAAACUGUAUUUAUGUAGGCCUUUCAUUCCUCUGGCACAUCCCAAAUGCUUUGCAGCAAAUGUUAGAGCCGUCAUAUAGGAAGCAUAGCACACAAUUUGAGUAUAGUGAGAUAUUAUGAGUGACAAGGGAAUUGGUUGAUUUUUCUUGGGUAAAAAAUGCAAAUGGAUCCUUGGCAUUCUAUUGGGAGGGCAAAUGAGGCUUUGGUUUAAUAUCCCUUCUGAAAGGCUACUGCAGUGCAGCAAUUCUUUAAUAAUACUCUGUAGUCAGACUUGAAUCUUUAACCUAUCAAUGUUGAGAAUUUUGACACUGAGAAUCAUGUCCCUCAUCUAAUAUUGGUUGUUUAAAAUUAAGACUUGGAUCAUUUUUUUGCUAUGCAUCACAUGUGUUAUUUACUUACAGUAAGUCGAUUUCUAAUUUUUUAUACAACUAGAAUGUAAGCUAAAGUGCUUUUUGCAUAAAACGUCUCGCUUUCCCCAAGCCCUCUCCCCAACCAAUCAGAUUUUUUCCCCUUUAUUUAAAAUGGAUCCUACUGAGAGAAAAAAAAUCACAUAUAUUCAAACCAAAACAAAAAUCAAAAUAGUCUGCUUCCAAAAUGGACACUAUUAAAUGAGCACAAUUUUGGCACUAAUCUUAUUGCUGAAAACAUAACUAUGAAGCUAUGUAUUGAUGAUUGGCGCUGGGACUGGCCAAGGUGCUAGCCUUAGUAUCUAGGAAGCUGAAGCAAACCCAGCCUCCCUCAGGUUUGAAAUUGCACACUUUUUCUUAAUUUCAGUUUUCUUAAGGAUUAGAAAAAAACUUAAGGUUUUGAAGUACCAAUCUUGGGAAUUAUUGGUGGCAUGUCUAUGUUUAAUAAAUUUGUCAUUUAGCCUUAUUUUGGAUUGCUCUAUUUGGGGAUGCAGGGGGAAAAUAUGAUUCAAAAUUUUAUCUUGCUGUUAGAUAGUAAAUUAGCAGACAAGCUGGAGAGAAAGAGAAAUGUCCACAUUGCAAAAGAUUAUUAAAAUUCUUAGUGAGUUUUUCAAAACUUGAAAUUGUGAUGAUAACAGAUUCCAUGGCAACUUAUGAAAUGUAAUUGGACAUGAAUUAAAAGGAAGCUAUCUUCAGGGUAAUAGAGAGAAAAAUGUAUAUUUGAGGCAUAAUUGAAAAGCCCUGUCAAAGAUCUAGCACUUGUAGGGCUAGCUGCAUGGUUUCCUUCAAUGUUCAAAGUUUCUGAUUUGAAAUUUUUCUUCAGCAAUCCUAGUUGUCUUCCUUUUCUCUUCUCUAAUUAUGAUUAAUGAAGAAAAACUCAACCCCGGUUUGAGAAACUGUUGAAUCUGUGUAUGAGGAUUGUCAUUGCUCAUAUUUCCAUACAAUUCAGGGGAAGGAAAGUUCGCCUACAGACUUCUUCCAUGAACAUGUCCGUUAAGUGAUAUUCAGAU